AGAUGGAUGUCUCUCUUUGCCCAGCCAAGUGUAGUUUCUGGCGGAUUUUCUUGCUGGGAAGCGUCUGGCUGGACUAUGUGGGCUCCGUGCUGGCCUGCCCUGCAAAUUGUGUCUGCAGCAAGACUGAGAUCAAUUGCCGGCGGCCGGACGAUGGGAACCUCUUCCCCCUUCUGGAAGGACAGGAUUCAGGCAACAGCAAUGGGAACGCCAGCAUCAACAUCACGGACAUCUCAAGGAAUAUCACUUCCAUACACAUAGAGAACUGGCGCAGUCUGCACACGCUCAAUGCCGUGGACAUGGAGCUCUACACUGGACUCCAAAAGCUGACCAUCAAGAACUCAGGACUUCGGAACAUCCAGCCCAGAGCCUUUGCCAAGAACCCCCACUUGCGUUACAUAAACCUGUCGAGUAACCGGCUCACCACACUCUCCUGGCAGCUGUUCCAGACGCUGAGUCUUCGGGAAUUGAGAUUGGAGCAGAACUUCUUCAACUGCAGCUGUGACAUCCGCUGGAUGCAGCUGUGGCAGGAGCAGGGGGAGGCCAGGCUGAACAGCCAGAACCUCUACUGCAUCAACGCCGACGGCUCCCAGCUCCCCCUCUUCCGCAUGAACAUCAGUCAGUGUGACCUUCCAGAGAUCAGUGUGAGCCAUGUCAACCUGACUGUACGAGAGGGUGACAAUGCUGUCAUCACUUGCAAUGGCUCUGGGUCACCCCUGCCUGAUGUGGACUGGAUUGUUACUGGGCUGCAGUCCAUCAACACCCACCAGACAAAUCUGAACUGGACAAACGUACAUGCCAUCAACUUGACGCUGGUGAAUGUGACGAGUGAGGACAAUGGCUUCACCCUGACAUGCAUUGCAGAGAACGUGGUGGGCAUGAGCAACGCCAGUGUCGCCCUCACCGUCUACUACCCCCCACGCGUGGUGAGCCUGGAGGAGCCAGAGCUGCGCCUGGAGCAUUGCAUUGAGUUCGUGGUACGUGGCAACCCGCCGCCAACGCUGCACUGGCUGCACAACGGGCAGCCACUGCGGGAGUCCAAGAUCAUCCACGUGGAAUACUACCAGGAGGGCGAGAUCUCCGAGGGCUGCCUGCUCUUCAACAAGCCCACCCACUACAACAACGGCAACUACACCCUCAUUGCCAAAAACCCAUUGGGUACUGCCAAUCAGACCAUCAAUGGCCACUUCCUCAAGGAGCCCUUUCCAGAGAGCACGGAUAACUUUGAUUCAGUUGAUGAAGUGAGCCCCACACCUCCUAUCACUGUGACCCACAAACCUGAGGAAGACACUUUUGGGGUGUCCAUCGCAGUUGGACUUGCUGCUUUCGCCUGUGUCCUGUUGGUGGUUCUCUUUAUCAUGAUCAACAAGUAUGGUCGACGGUCCAAAUUUGGGAUGAAGGGUCCUGUGGCUGUCAUCAGUGGUGAGGAGGACUCAGCCAGCCCCCUGCACCACAUCAACCAUGGCAUCACUACGCCCUCGUCGCUGGAUGCCGGGCCCGACACAGUGGUCAUCGGCAUGACCCGCAUCCCAGUCAUUGAGAACCCGCAGUACUUCCGUCAGGGACACAACUGCCACAAGCCAGACACGUGGGUCUUUUCAAACCUAGACAAUCAUGGGAUAUUAAACUUGAAGGACAAUAGAGAUCAUCUAGUCCCAUCAACUCACUAUAUAUAUGAGGAGCCUGAGGUCCAGAGUGGGGAUGUGUCUUAUCCAAGGUCACAUGGUUUCAGAGAAAUUAUGUUGAAUCCAAUAAGCCUUCCCGGACAUUCCAAGCCUCUUAACCAUGGCAUCUAUGUUGAGGAUGUCAAUGUUUAUUUCAGCAAAGGACGUCAUGGCUUUUAAAAACUCCUUUUAAGCCUCCUUGUUUUGAUGUCACCUUGGUAGGCUGGGCCCUCUGAGAGGUUGGAAGCUCUAGGCCUCGUUCUUUUCGGAUCCAGGGAUGCUAAGUAGAAAGUGCAUGAGCCACCGGUGCCCCUGCACCCUUUAACAAGACCAAGACGGGUGUUGCUCCCCAUCCACCACUGGCAGGGCUGCCCCUUCCCUCCAAUCAUCACUGUGCUCCUUUUUUUAACCCCGGCCUACGAGGCAGCUCCUGCCACCAUCUUUAGAGCCAAUAAAGAGAAUUGGAAACCUGUGCACCAGGAGCCAUCUUUUAAACACACUAGUCAUUCUCUUGCUUUACAAAAACAACCCAGCUACCACGAGAAAGCCUGAUGAAGUCCAGCCACGCUCCAGCCUCACUUUCUCUGCUUGGAAGUGUGGGGUCACCCUGGCUCUCCCUAGGAUACCGUGCUGUCCUCUUAGUGACCUCAUCGCCCUGCAGCCUCCAGUGGGAAAGAGUCACAGAGAGCACCUAAGCAGAGGUGGAGACGGCGUACUAAGAGGAAGGGAUCCCAGGCCCAUGUAUUGGCACCCGAUUAGGUCUCAGAGGGAAGAAUGGAAACCAAUCACUUUCCUUUUUUUUUUUUUUUUUUUUUUUGGUGGAGAAAAUUUUACUUUUUUGGACACACUUGCCCCCCUACAUCUGCUUCUCUCUGGAACAGCUCACAGUGAGUGCGAUAUUAGAAAACUCCUUGGCCCCUAGAUCUGAAGUUCCAACAAGCUUUGGCUGCAGGAGCUCUUGCCUGUGAAUUGGCCAUCCUACUAGGACCACAAGGGACCAAGGGAAUCAGGGAACAAGGCUCUUUCUGCUGGUCCAUGAUCCCGGGAUUGGCUCUCUUCCCCUACUUCCACUUACUCUUGACUCUGAGAACUUUUGGAACCCAAUGGAAUCACCAUUUCAAGGUCAAGAUGAACCGAAGGGGAAGAGAAGUAAAAAUUGGCCGCCUCCAGCCCCUGUCAUGGCACCAGUGGAAGUGUCCUCCUGUUCUCUGGUCCACACAUUUGUUUACUUCGUUUGCUUUGACUCAUGCCUUACUCCAUAGCCACCCUCCCCAAAGAGGGGGUUUGUUUCCCCCAUUUUCAACUUGACCUACUGGGGAGAGGGAAGGGGAUGACUUUCACUUGCUUCUAUAGGAAAGGCACAGUUGUAGGGUUUAAAGCUCUCCCAGAUUUGCUGACACGUUGGCUGAGUGGACCUCUGGCUCGGUCUAGCUCCCCCACCCAUGGGUCUUCUGCAUGUGAAGCUGGCAUAGGCUGCCCACUUGAUGGCAGAGAGUGUGGAACAGGGAGCUUCCCAGGGAGCCCUUGGGAUAGAGUGGCUGCUGUUUGACCCAGUCCAUUUUGGUGUGGUGUUGUGCAGCAAUAGAGACUAGAGUCCAUGCUUUUGGUGAAAUUACCUGGGAAUUAAGAUUCCCAUGUAAGGGUUUUACUUCCUGGGUUGUUCGGAUGGUGGUUCUUCAUGUCAGGUUCCCAGCCUGAUUCUGCAGAUGCCUCCAUGGGGUUUAAAAACACUGAGCUUUCCAAGUUCUUGCCCAGUAUCUGGGGUGGCAUCCCAGUCGCCUGAGUUUCCAGAGUAACACCUGGGGAUUCAGGGUCUCUCCAGGGCCUCAAGGUGUGUGUUUGUCUCACCCCUUCCAGCUUCCCUCCUCCGGCUCCCCAUUGCUCCACGUCAGGCUGUUCCGCAUUGUGUCCUGCUGACCUUUCAGUCCAGGGCCUCCUCCCAAGUGUGGCUUUAAGGAGUAAGCUUGAGGAUGAUGUUUUUAUUAUUGUAAAUCAUUACCUCAUUUCCAGCCUCCCAGGUUCCAUCCAUCCCAGCAUCUUUUAUUCUGCCAUUUUCCUCACCUUGUACUAUGACAAUGGGGCGUUGUGUUUCCACAGAGACUUAUAGGAGUGUUCAGUGUAUAGUUUCUUAAUAAACACUUUAUUUUCUAAUGAAA
This is a messenger RNA of Galeopterus variegatus (Sunda flying lemur), 3817 nucleotides long. RefSeq names its product neurotrophic tyrosine kinase, receptor, type 3 (gene NTRK3). Bases 3 to 1841 code for a protein of 612 amino acids. Gene Ontology annotation, molecular function: transmembrane receptor protein tyrosine kinase activity; neurotrophin binding; ATP binding. Gene Ontology annotation, biological process: regulation of phosphatidylinositol 3-kinase/protein kinase B signal transduction; cell surface receptor protein tyrosine kinase signaling pathway; multicellular organism development. NCBI's taxonomy places the organism in Eukaryota, Metazoa, Chordata, Mammalia, Dermoptera, Cynocephalidae. Gene Ontology annotation, cellular component: signaling receptor complex; axon; plasma membrane. The record is from RefSeq and is a predicted model, not a curated record. The transcript has 14 exons.